AACAUUUCGUCGAGAGCGGUGUCGGAUUCUGGCGAAUUCGAUAAAGAUAGACAACGAAUAAAGACUUCUAUAUAUCUAGAAAGCUUUUCAGAGUAAAUGUGUGUUUUGUAGAACGGUCAAUACGGACGAAAUCGUAAUAAAUCUUAACUGAUUCACAUCGCGUGUUUUCGAAUUUCACAAAAAUCCCUGUGGGCCUUAUUGUUGUAUAUUGUGUUUACGCUCGUCACGAAUGAAAGUAUAACGCGAUACACUUUUCGUUUCGUUUCAAAAAGAAUACAACGGUCUUUGGGCGACAUUUAGUUUCGCUUUUCGUGAACACGUUGGCUUGCUUAAACGAAAGACGUACGGCACGUUACCUGCCAUAUAGAAUGGGCGCGAGAAUUUCGUCGACUAAACGAUCAAACAUGGAAGCCAGUGAAAGCAGAUUACAAAGAUACAAGAACAUUAGUAUCGUGACCAUACCUUCGAAACCUAGUCCGAGCGCGCAAGCUAGACCAGAGAAAUUAGACAUAAUCUUAGAUAGACCAAAGCUAACAGACGAAGUAACGCGAGCACACGCUUGGAACCCAGAGGACAAAUCGCCGAAUGUAUUUAUAAAAGACGACAACCCAUACGUUUUACAUCGACACCCGGUCGCGCAAAGCACCGAUUGUGUGAGAGGGAAAAUUGGUUAUAAACGAGGUUUUCACGUAUGGGAAGUGCGAUGGCCUUCAAGACAGCGCGGUACUCAUGCGGUUAUAGGAGUUGCUACGUCGAAAGCACCACUACAGUGUACGGGUUAUCAAACGCUUGUUGGGAACAAUCCUGAGAGCUGGGGUUGGGAUAUCGGCCGAAAUAAACUAUACCACGACGAAAAAAACAUCUCAAAGAAGAACUAUCCCGAUACGAACGAUAAUUUCACUGCUCCCGAGUGCGUGCGUGUUGUUUUAGACAUGGAGGAAGGAACAUUGUCAUUUGAGGCAAACGAACAGUUUUACGGCGUUGCUUUUCGUAAUCUUAAAGGGAAAACAGUUUACCCCAUUGUCUCGGCUGUUUGGGGGCAUUGUGAGGUCGAUAUGCGAUACCUGGGAGGCUUAGAUCGUAAGUUUUUAAACAAUUUUAAUUUUCUUUCGUGUUUAUAUUGUUGUUACACAUUGUUCUCUCAUGAGAUCUAGGUGGGAGCAUGACGUCAUAUCCGGUUUCCGGUUCUGAUGUAAAUUCGCUCGGGGGAAUGUGUUGUCUUGAGUGCUCUGAAUCGCUUAUUUUGAGUGCAAUUUCCUUCGCAUUUCUCGUGUUAAGCGUCAUAGGGUAUCAUAAGACGAGUGUGUAGUAUAUUCGCUUUAAGAAAGCGUUCAAAUAUGAGUAGAAAUGGUGAUAUUUUUGUAAGUUUGCAUGUGGUUUUACCCUAAGGCUUAAUUUGUAAACGCAACGCGGUUUACUGUGUUCCGGUUUAGUGUGUUCGAAAAACAACACGAACGUCAAAUGGUUUAUUGUUCUAUAUUUUAGCGGUUUCAUCUUAAACCUUUACACAAAAUAAGUAAUUUUGUGUAAAAUGUUUGAAAUUUUAACAAAUUAGAUCAUUAUAAGCGUGAACUAGUACCAGCAAAGGUUUUUGUUGGGCCCGAUAAACUUUCCAAUUUAUUUUUAUACAGUCUAGCCUCUCAAAUUUGUGAAAUUAUUGUGUUUAAAACUGAAUAUACUGAGGCUUUAUAUUGAUAAAUUCACUAUCCAGUUAUGUUUAAGGUCUACAGCUCGGUUUAUUCAGUCGAAACAGCUUGGAAGCUCUAAAUCAUUGGUCGAAAUAGACCGACAAAGAUUUCUUUGCAAAUCGUAUCGUCUAGAAGUCUAGCCAUCAAUAUUAUUGUGCUCAAAAAUGAAUUCUGUAGCCAUGUUUUGUUACAUUAUCCAUCAAAGGCCAAUAAUUUUAAAGGCUUACGCUUUAUAUUCCUUUCAUGAAAUUUUAAAAUAAGUCAUAGUGUGAAAAUUGGCUGACUAAAAGUUGACUCAUGAUGAACUCCACCAUGUAUUAACCGCGAACGGAAACUACGAGUAAACGCCUGUAUCAAAUGGCUCAGGCGUAAGUUACCGUCACUGAACAUGUCAGAACCAAGAAAAGGUCAAGUUUUGUUAUUAAAACAUACUUUAGGGGGCCGUCGCCGUUGGCUUAUGAUAUUCUAUAGCCUUACAUGGAAACAAACCCAAGUCAUUGCCAAGUAUUUUAAUGUUGGGGCGGUUAAGCCUCAGUUUCCGGUCAUUAUUCGUUUUUCACUUGUAUUUUAUAUUCGAUUCAAGCAUCUUAUCACCUUUUUGAGCAAAGUAUUCUGUACAGGUUCAAAAUAUAACGUAUUAACAAUGCUUUGUAUAUACGAAUCUUACAGUACACAAAUUUAAGACCAAAGGCAUUAUAUAAUAUAUAUUACCCUGGCAAAUAUUUAGGGCUUUGUAGUACAGUGUUAAUAGCACGUACAAGUAGACAGAUAUUGUCGGAUGGCUUAGAGAUAUUAACCCUUCCUGAUAAGAUUUAUGUCUGUGUCUAUGACUAUGUCUACGAAGUAUGAAAAUGGUUUCACUCUUAAUAAUUAAACAAUUUUCAAACAGAAAACAAAACAUGUCAAAAUGCAAUGCAGUGCCUUAAUAAAAUGUUGUAAGUUUGGAGCAAAGUGGGAAAGUCAUUAGACUUAUUACUGGUUCAAGACUCGCAAGCAUGCAAAAUGUUUCAAUAUUGCAAAAUGAAAGGAACCAAAAGGAAAUUUAUAAGAAAUCAUCAGUUUUAAUUUGUUUUUUGGCAAUAUUGAAAAGAGAUUUUUGUUAGCAUGAACGUUCCUACAUUAUGAAUGGUUUAGUGUUCUUUAGUACUUAUGAAAAGUUAGAAAGUGAAAAAGCAAAAAGAAUUAGAAAUCGAAACUGAUGUAACAAAGUGUACUACCAAGUAAUAAUUAGAACAGAAUUAUUAUUACAUUUUAAAAUAAGGAAAGUUCGAAUUUCCUUUUUUUUAAAUAAAGUCAAAAAAGAGGGUUAUUAUAAUACAAGCAAAAAAAAGUUUAUUGCAGUUUGUUUAUAUUCGUACAUAUCAUUAAGACUUUAAAAUAAAACUGAGAUGAAAAAAUGUCAGCCAUUUUCUUUGUUUCAAUAUUUACGCAGUCAUAAAAUUUUGUAUUGUUGGUUAAAAACUGAUAAAAAACUAUUUGUAAGCGUAUUGUUUGCCAUCGUGAAAAUACAGCAAAAACCUUAUAGCAACAGAGCUAAAUUUGGCCACUUUGUUUAUCGAUGUUGAAACAAUAGUGAAAGAAACGUUGUGAAUACAAGUUACUCGUGGCCUAGUGGUUAUGUUCGACAGCUUUGCUUGUGGGAAAGUGUCUUUGUUCCCUUUCAAAAACGCGUAUUGAAACGCCUAAUUAAUUAUGAAACGAUAAUUUGAAUGCUAAGCAACAACACUUUUGUGAAAGAACAAGGCUGUUUUCUUUGUUGUAAGGUUUCUUUAUUUUGUAAAUUUCAAUAUGAAAGCGCUUUUGUGACGAUGGCCUUAAAAUUACGUGUGUCUUAGAAAUAACAAGUCUUCAAUUUUUGUUUCAUUCGUAUCAAAUACAUAUAUAUAUAUAAAGUAUAUAUUAUAGGCAAAAUAGUUUUCGUAUAAAAUUCAUAGACUAUAGCCAAAUUCUAAUACAAAACUUGUCUUUAGUUUGAAUACAAUUCUCAUAUAAACUUAUAGGCCAUGGACAUUUAGUCAAAGGAACUUGCUUUUGCUCCUAAUAUGGCCAUUACUAAAUUGAAGAAGUCGGUAUACUUUACACACUUAACAUAAGUAUAUAUGGCUUUGGCAGUUUGGGGAUAUACAAUAUAUUGAAUAGAAAGCUUUAGAAGUAUAUUGAAUUGUUUCAUUUUGUCUCUGUUUAAUAGCCUACUAUUAUAAUUAGGAAAGUUUCGGUUCGUCAGUACUGACGUUUUUGUGGUUGAUAAAAUAACUAUUCACAUAACUGUCAUAAGUUUCAAAUGUAUAAUAUAAACCUUAGUACUUACGCUGUUAACCGGAAACAUAAAUCUAUAAACGUUUCUAGAUUUGGAUAUACGUAAUCACAGAAUUUUAAGCUACUUAUACCGCUAUGCCUAUAUGUAUUUUAAUCCAGAUAAAAUCAUCAUGAAGUAUGAUUUUGUGCAAGCCAUAAGAGAUGACACAUUUUAUACUUUUGUAGUUUCGAGAUUUUACCAGAUCAAAACUACUUACCCUAUGAUAAUAUCAUAAUAAGUAUUUAUGCUCUCAUGCAAAAUUGACAUAUAGCGAAUAUAAAAGACUUUCUUUCUCUCUCUCUCUAACAAUUAAAAGUUAUGUGAAACCUCAAAAAUGUGAGAGAUAUCGUUUACAAUGUUUAAAUCUAUACAAGACGUAUAUAUUACAGAGUUUGUCGUAUAUUUGCCUCAGAAAUACGUAACAUGUAGCUUCAAUAUCAAAGGUCAUUCUGGAUCCUUAUCGCAUAAUAGCCAGUUUGUCUAACGUUUAUGACGUAAUGUCUAAGGGCUAUGACGAUAGAAAGUGCUCCUUAUAUAGGUUAUACGAUGCAUAGGAAGUUAAAUUGCCAGAACCCCGUGGAUAUGCAGUAAGGAGAUUUAUAAGUCUUUAUUGCCAGAAGUUCAUGUCAGGCACUCUCAAGUCAAGUGUUUCAAAAAUUCCAAUAUUUUUCCUAUUUUUCUAUAGUUAUGUUUUAAUUUGCCUAUUCUAACUACAGUACGGGUGAAUCUAUAGACUCUGCUUAGAGAUUUGGUAAAUAUAUUUAUAGCAUGAUUAGGAAGAAUAGGUAAAUAACACUUCAUCGAUUUAUGAGGCAUGUAAACACGUAAAUCUGUGACGUACAGACGGAAAAACAAGCCAGUGCCCAGUGGCAGUGAAAAAUUGUUUGAGGAUUAAAAUUGUUAGAAUCUUAAAUCGUAAAAGUAAAUUGUCGCAGCAAUAGUUUAGAGUUUGAAAUAAGUUGCCUUGAUUUGUACCUAAAGGAUAAACUAUCUUAAAAUGUUUGACAGCCCUUUCGAAAUUAGUUUUUGAGCAACGGAUCUGGUCAGGAAGUUAUUAGCCAUCUGUUGAUCAAAGAGCUUCAUUUGAAACAAAAAGUGUUUUUACUAACUUUUGCAUAAAAGGAAAUUCACAAUACGGUUUCUAAACAGGCUUUGUUUAUAAUCCUGCUUGUGAAUUCAUAUAUGCCAUAUGGACUUUUAAUUUAAAAACGUCUUUUUGGACACAACAGCACAAUGACAAUGUAGGACACAAAAUAUUACCCAAGCUGGAUACCAAUGAUCACGUUUAAAAUGUCAUUAUAGUUUGAAAAGUAGUCUAAAGUUUCAUUAAAACAGUUUUGUUUGCUAGUUUGGAAAGAUAAUUUUCUUCCUCAUAAUUCCUAAGUACGUACACAUGUGUCUAGCCAAAAUAUUGCCUAUAAUAUUGGGUCUGAGGUGCUUUUAACAAUGGUGGGAAAUGCCGAAAGGAUCGUGCAUUCAGUCAUCACGGCAAACAUUCGCUUAAAACAGCUGUGUUUUCUUAAGUUAAAGUGAGUAUUUUAUCACUCAUCGAAAGAAUGCGACCCGACCAAAUGUCAAUCCAGCUGUGUAUAUACUUGCUUUCUUUUGAUUGGCCAAUGCGAUUUUCUAAGGGAUUUCCCCUGACGCGCUAUCUUCUUCAUGAUCAAGUUCAGUUAUAUUGCACGUGGGUCAGAUCUUAUAAAUUUAAAUAUAAAAUUCGUAGUUCCUAUACAUUCUAGAGGAUACUCAUGUUUUUUCUUCUUUUAAUUCUAGCCGAACCUCAACCAUUAAUGGAAUUAUGUCGAAGAAGUAUACGAAAGUCAAUGGGAAAGCAAAGGUUACUAAAAGUUCAAGACAAUGUUGAGAAAUUGCCAUUACCUGGUUGCUUAAAAAGAUAUAUCCAAUAUCAAUGGUAGGAUGAAGACUACGACAUUGACCUUCUUCAGACUUCUUCCCAUUAGAAAAGACUUUGACAUCACCUGAAACACAAAUGAAGUAUUUAUUGAACAAUGAACAUUCCCAUCAGCAUCAAUGACAGCAAUGAUGAAAUCAUUCAUUCUGGCAGCAUUCUGAUGGUAUUGUAUAAAGUCAAAGACAAUGAAACCCCCAUGUAAACAUUUUCACCGAAGCUGAUUCGGCCUGUUUUCUGCAGGUUCUAACUGACUAGAGGUUUGCAGGAGCUCAUGCAUUUAUACUUGACUGGUACAGUAAUUACCAGUUAUUUGGAAGAUUCUUAACAGUAACCAUCUCUAAAUAUAAGCAACCCCAAAAUUAAUGUACAUAAUUUGCCCUCAUUGCACAUAUGCCCAAUCUUAAUUAAUCUGCAACUUUAUUACCUCAAAACUCAAACCUUAAAAAGUUAGCUUGAUAGACAUGACUGACUAACUCAGGAUGGUAAUGGUACAUGCAUAUUUUAUACCAUACUGCCAUAUUAUUAUCAUAUGAAACAAAUUGCAAAAAUACAUAUCUAAUAUCCAGCCAGAUACCGGAUAUUGUAUUAAGAAAAGUUCAGACCUUGUUUCCAAGUUAAAAAAUGAUUUGAUAUUGUUAAGAAGGUAUGGAUGUCUACAGUAUUUUUACUUGAAAUGACCAGAGAGAAGCUGGUAGUAUUGUCAUUUAGUCAUGCUUGUUUGUGAAUGCAAAAAAGUGGGUUCACCUUUGAAAUUUGUGGGCAAGGCUUUUGCAACUACCAGUGUUCAAGUUUAUCAAUGUUAGACUGCAAAGUUCUUUCUUAUUAUUUCAAGUCAAAAUAUUAUAAACCCUCACUUUAUAUUAACCAAUUAAAAUCAUAAAAAAUAUCAAGUACCUGGCCCAAUAAUUUGGUCAGAUAUUUUUCAACUGUCCAGUAUCCGGCCAGAUAGCAAAAAGAGCUCUAUGUGGUGGACCAUACAUUCUAUGUUAGUCAACUUAUAAAAGCAAUUUCUUGAACACAAUGACACAUGAAGUCAGUUUAAAAUUUUGUUCAAAUGUACCCCUACUGUAUAAUUUUCCCUCAAGCAAAGUUAUAUACAGUAAUCUCAUUUGAAAUGCUUAUAUUUGGGGCGUUACUGGUUUAUUGACAUUUUUGGAUGCACCAGAUUAAUUUCAUAUUUAUAUUAACACUAUUAAAAGAACUUUCAAAUAGAGAUUUUAAUAUUUACUUAUAAAAAUCAUACCUAUUCAUAAGAUAGAUUUAUAAACUAAUAUUAUUAUAGUUUCUUUAUUUAUUAUAAAGUCAUUUUGGCUUUUCAGCCAAAGCAGACAGAGAACUAUAUGUUAUAUAUAAGAUUUAAACUAAUUUGGAAAUAGUAAGUUAUUGGAUAGAUUUUUGUAUGGAAAAGGCAGCAGACAAUUUUGCUGUGACUAAUAUUUGCCACAGUAAUUAAUAUUUUGUUCUGGUUCAUUUUUACAAGAGUCAAAUGUAUAUUUAAGAUGCAUUGUACAUUAUUUAAUGUUUAAGUAUUGAAUCAAUAUAAUAUUAAAAAUUUUUCAAUAUAUUUUUGU
Messenger RNA from Paramuricea clavata, 7467 nucleotides. NCBI's taxonomy places the organism in Eukaryota, Metazoa, Cnidaria, Anthozoa, Malacalcyonacea, Plexauridae. The record is from the annotation of a GenBank genome assembly.